Messenger RNA from Macrosiphum euphorbiae (potato aphid), 2139 nucleotides. Lineage: Eukaryota; Metazoa; Arthropoda; Insecta; Hemiptera; Aphididae. The record is from the annotation of a GenBank genome assembly.
AUGAGCGGAGUUGGAUGUAUGAAUAACAAUCGUGAGGGAUCCAGCCUGUCAACAAUUAGUAACACUUUGUCUGCAGUGAACUCGAAACCUAGAUCGCACUCAAUAAAUUACGUAUCGUCGGAUUAUGAAAGUUUGGAUUACGAUCAUUACGAAAGUGAACUUACUGUUAGAGAAGAAAAGUUAAACGGUUAUAAGACAGUAGUGGCGAGUAAUGUGAUUAGAUGGCUUAUUUAUUUUUCGAUCGCCAUAUGUACUGCAGCAGUUGGAAUUUUUAUUGAUACUGUAAUUGAAUAUUUCUGUAAUUGGAAGUUUCAAUCGAUUCGAAAUUGUAUUGAUGUUAAGCACUCCACGGUAGAGUGUCUGAUUAUUUGGAUACUUUUCACCGUCAUCCCUACGCUGGUUGGAUGCUGUGUAGUGCUAUUCAUGGAGCCCUCUGCUGCUGGAAGUGGUAUUCCGUUUGUAAUAUCUUAUUUAAACGGAAUUCGUAUACCGAGAAUGACGGCCGUUCGAUGUUUGUUGGUAAAAGUAAUAAGCGUGGUGUGCGUUUGCAUAGCAGGUCUUGGUGGAGGAAAGGAAGGACCAUUGAUCCACAUUGGAGCAAUGGUUGGUGGUUCAGUCGUAGAAGCUUGGUGGAAAGGUUUUAGAAACGGUCCUGGUCGGAAAGUCAUUGGACCCUUACAAAAUGAUCGAGAAAGGAGAGACAUGAUGGCAGCAGGCGCUGCUGCGGGAUUAUCGGCCGCCUUUGGAUCGCCUGUAGGAGGGACAUUAAUGAGUCUCGAAGAAGGAACAAGUUUUUGGAGCUCAAGUCUCAUGUGGAAAGUGUUUUUUUGUGCAGCAAUAGCUUUUCCAACAUAUAACGCUGGUAAAAACGUACUGUUUUCAAAUAAUACAAAUCCAUCAGAAUCUGUUCACAGCAAAAGUAUUUACUUUUUUGGGAAGUUUAAUGAAAAUACAAUUUAUUUUUCUUAUUCAGAAUUCCCCAUUUUUAUUAUAUUUGGGAUAUUCGGCGGUUUACUUGGAGCUUUAUUUGUCAAUAUUAAUUAUCAUUUAUCCAUUUUCAGAAUGAAACACAUUAUAUCCAACAGAAAAAAACUUAUGGAAUCAGUAUUCGUCGCAGUGUUUGUUGCGAUAAUUAAUUUAACAUCCAUGAUUUUGUUAAACAACUGUCAAACAAAAUUAGAGAUAAGCUCGUCUAAUGUAGUACAAAUGUAUUGUCCAGCAGGGAGUUAUAAUGAAAUAAGCUCAUUUUGGCUUCGUACUCAAGAAGAAAGUAUCAGAUCAUUAUUUCAUUAUCCGAUUGAAGCAUAUUCAGUCGUCCCAUUAUUAGUUUAUUGUGUAAUUUAUUUCAUAUUAACUGAGUUAACUGUCGGUCUUAACAUGUCAGCUGGAUUGUUUUUGCCUUCGUUAUUGAUUGGAGCUGCUUGGGGACGCAUCGCAAGCAUAGUUAUUCAUUAUUAUUCUCCUGGUACUAUUGGAGUUGACCCAGGGAAAUACGCAUUACUCGGUGCUGCAGCACAAUUAGGAGGAAUCGUCAGAGCUACUAUAAGUCUGACUGUUGUUUUUAUUGAAGCCACAGGAAAUGUUCAGUUCUUGUUGCCACUGAUGAUAACAUUAUUCACAGCUAAAUGGACCGGUGAUUUUUUUACAGACGGUAUUUAUGAAAUGCAGAUUAAGCUGUCGGGUGUUCCUUUAUUAGUAAGCGAACCACCGCCUUUAACUAGCGAUAUAACGACAGAAGACUUUAUGAGUGAUACAGUCUGUGCAAUACCUCACAUACUAAUGGUUGGAAAAUUAGUGGAUAUAUUGAACACAACUAAACACAACGGGUUUCCUGUGGUAGCAUCAAAAGUUUGCUUCUGUCGGACAAGGAAUAUAGAGCAUAAAUGUUAUGGCUUGCUUAAAGGAUUUAUUCUUCGGUCUCAGUUAAACGUCAUCCUUGAGCACAAUUUAUACCUCACUCCUUUGCACGAUGAAAAUUAUUGUACAAAACUGGAGCUCCUUAGAAAGUCAACGUAUACUUGUCACGACACUCAACAGUUCCAGAGAUUGAAAGUUGAUGAAGAUGAAAGAGGUAUUGUUAUUGACCUGCGACCAUAUAUGAAUUCAGCACCAUAUAUAGUGAGAUUAGUAAGUACCUAG